AUGAUAAGUCGACACAGCAUAAGUUCUCUUCUCAAACGUCUGGAGCUAGUGAGGCAUUAUGAAGGAUAUCAAAACUGUUCGAAAACGGAUCACGUUUCAAUUAGGAGUUGGACAACGCAUUGGAAUCCCUGA
Nezara viridula (southern green stink bug) is the source of this 132-nucleotide messenger RNA. The record is from the annotation of a GenBank genome assembly. Lineage: Eukaryota; Metazoa; Arthropoda; Insecta; Hemiptera; Pentatomidae.